AUGUUCUUUCGUCGCAAUGCUCAUUUGGACUUGAGUACUUAUCAAUGCAAAUUCGAUGGACAAUGCGAUGUAAAUACACGCAGUCGGCGAGGAUGUCGAUUUUGUCGAAUGAAAAAAUGUCUAGCCGUUGGAAUGAACAAGGAACUUUUUCGAUCAGCACAUAGUUCUCGACGUAUAAAUCGAACACACGUCAAUGGCAGCACACAACUUCGAAAUAAGGUUUAUGUUUCAGGGACCAUUCAACCAUUGAAUCUUCUUUGCAAUGAUCGAUCAUUGUUAAAAUUCGAGCAAUGGUCGCUCUUGUCCAAUGUUAUUCAUUGCUAUGAUGAUUAUUGUCCAAUUCCAGAGAUUCAGAAAAGCAUGGCUGUCUACUCAAAUUGUCCACCCAAAUAUCGUCUAAAAAUUGCUGCUAAUAAAGCUGUACCUCAGUUUGCUGCGUUAUCAUGGACUGAUCGUCGGAAUCUCAUUCAGCGGAAUAUUCAUCAGAUGGGAGCACUACAUGGCGCGCACGUAUGUCAAGAAGGCAAAUUUCAUGAUGAUCCCACGAAUCGAGGCGUGGCCAUUGCAGAAUAUGGUGUGUCACUAAUAACCCUCAUGUUGAAAGCCAUUGAAUUAGGCAUUGCCGAUCGAACAUUAUCGAAAUUAUUUCUACUUGUUAUGAGCUUUUCAACUUCUUCCGAUAUGGUUCAACCGUCUAUUGAUGACAAUGGACUAUUGACAGGUAUUCUUUGUUCUUGA
Rotaria sp. Silwood1 is the source of this 738-nucleotide messenger RNA. The record is from the annotation of a GenBank genome assembly. NCBI's taxonomy places the organism in Eukaryota, Metazoa, Rotifera, Eurotatoria, Philodinida, Philodinidae.